Messenger RNA from Clunio marinus, 5071 nucleotides. The record is from the annotation of a GenBank genome assembly. NCBI's taxonomy places the organism in Eukaryota, Metazoa, Arthropoda, Insecta, Diptera, Chironomidae.
UUCGAAUCAGUUUUCGUGGAAAAUUCAAGCAUAACAGUUCGAUGUGAAAAUUGCUUUCUCUCGAUUUUUCUGAUAGUUUUUUUGUGUGUCUUCGUUUCUGAGUUUAUUUUCAGAGAUAAAAGUACUUUUCCUUUAACCUUUUGCGCGGAAAAAUCCGUAAAUCUGUCUGAUUGUUAUUAGCUGCCAUAGUGAAGUGAAAUAAGAGUCGAGCAGGGAAAUUUAGAUAGCAAGAAACAGCAAUGGCUGAUGAAUAUUCAUCAAAGCCACAAUAUCCUCAAUAUAAAACAAGAAGUGCUUCAAUAUCAGCACCACCAAGUUCAAGUUUAGAAGCUAUAAUAAUCGCUUCGGAAAUUGAGGCGCCAGAAGUCAGCACGCCAAAUAAUCGACGACGUAGACCAGCUGCAAGAUCGCAAAGUGCGAGAAUCACUGGUGCGAAAUCGGUGCGAAAAAAAGUUCCUCAGCCGCCAACAUUUCAUGACAAUAAACCCCAAUAUACAAGUGAACCAUAUUUAUCUGAUGAAGCCGAAGUCGCUCUUCCUCAGCCCAUUCGAAGAGGGUCACAAAGAAGAACAACACAAAGUAAUUCAUCUUCGUACGCGCCUGCACGACGAAAGUCAACAGCGACGAGCGCGUUUUUAGACGUUCCCGGUGCUAACUUUUACAACACACAACAUAACGACGACACUGUAACGUUAAGAACAUUUAGUGCAUCAAACAAAGACUCCCCUGGUGAUGAGAACAUUUCUAUUAUUUUAAAUGGCAUCGAAUCGGAGCUGAGGUUUAUCACAGACAAUUCAGGAGAUAAGGAUCAGAUUGACGGUUGUGAUGCAUUUCUAGUCAUUUAUUCAGUAGUCGAUAAAGCUUCCUUUACUCGUGCUGAAUACUUUUUAAGCUUACUUCAAGACAUGGAUCUGCUUCGUUCUCGAUGCUGCAUCUUAGUCGGAAAUAAGAUUGAUUUAGCGAGAUCACGCGCAAUUUCUAGUCAAGAUGGAAAAUGUUUGGCUUGUACAUAUCGUGCGAAGUUUGUCGAGGUAUCUGUGGGGAUCAAUCAUAAUGUUGACGAGCUUCUUGCUGGUACUUUAACACAGAUUCAAUUAAAAAAGGAGCAUUGUGAGCUUCAGGGUCCAAAGGAAAGCUCACACAGCUGGUACAAGAGUAGAAAUGUUGUACGUGCCAGCAUGAAAGCCCGACAAAUGAUAACGUGGAUAUUCGGAAAAGAAGAUUCAAAAUUUAAAAAUUGCGAGAAUCUUCAGGUUCUUUAAGUUCAAUAUAAAAAAAGAAGAUUAAAAACAAAUAAAAGAAGUAAAUAAAUAAAUAAAUAAAAAAGCCCCGUAAAAGCAAUAUUUCCAAAUGCUAAGAAAUUUAAGGUUCAAGGAUUACAUUAUUAAAAGGAGAAAUAAAUAAAAAAGAAAAGUAAAGAAUUUAUUUGUUCGUUCAACAGAUAUCUAAGAGAGUUUCGUAUUUCAAAUUACAAUUAAAUUAAAAUACAUGUAAAUUACGAGGAAAAAAGAAAGAAUUGAAAUGUUUUUGUGCUUCCUUACUUUUUACUUAUCUAUUUAAAAGAUAUCUGAUAAAUUAAAAAGAGAAAUAAAAAAAUUCGAUUGUGCAAACAACACCAUGGGUUGUAUUCUCUCUAGAUAGCUCAUUGAAUAUGCUAAUUUAUAAAAUCUUCUAUUCUUCCGAUUUAAGUGGUAUCGAUUAUCCUAAGCAAAAGAAAAAAAAGUGGAAUCAAAUUCCAAAGAAAAAGGAAAAAUUUGUGAAAUAUUUUGAUGAUGUUGAAAGAGAAAAAUUACUUGUACUUGUUGUGUAUUUACGUAGGAGAUUUAUGACAUCACUUUCUUCUUAAGUGAGUGUUUGCUUACUUUCUUUCCCUCUUUAGAGAAUUGCUCGAAGUCAUUUUAUUUCGUUUGUUUUUAUAUAGACUGUCAUAUCAAAGCUCUUAACUGUCUUCAUUUGAUAUAUUUCACCUCAAAAUCAUGUCAAGAGAGACUCAGCUAUUUGUCUACUGAAUAAAUUCUUUAAGCACUGUCUCAAGCAACAGGUGAAUGUUUCAAUAACCUUCUCAUAUCAAAUUAAGGCCACAAAUUCUAAAUACUAAAACUAUCUAUUUACUCAUUUUUAUUGCUAAACAAAUACCACACUUCGAUGAAAUGAUAAACAAAAAAAAAUUAAUUUACAUUUCCCCUCGCCCACUUGUUUAAAUAACCUAAAGUGCCUCCUUUAUUUUUUAUAAGUCUUUAUAGAUGAACAAGAACAUUAAAAAGAGAAAAACCGAAAAAAUACUAUUAAAAAAUAUCUACAUAAGAAAAGAAAUUAUCGGUCUCAAAUAAAUGUUUAGUGGGAUAAAAUGGAAUCAAUGUAAACAAAACGUAAAUUGAAAUUGAAUUCAAAUUGAAAAACAAAGGAUGAGUGUUAAGGAAAUGUUCGUGAAUGAUUUUCUCUUUGUUGUUAUGUAGUUCCAAAGUUCAUUAGAAUUAAAAGAAAAAAGAAAAAUUGAAAAUUGUUGAAGAGCUUUAAAUGUUUCCAUUACUGCUUUGUGGAAUUAUUCGAUGAAACUUCUGAAACAAUUUAAAUUUUUGACAUUUCAUCAACUUCGCUUAGAUUCGCUGAAAAUUAAAAGAAAAAAAAUGUUCAAAUAUCUACUAAAAGUUUUGAGAUUAAUUUCUUUCGUUUUAUUUCACGAUCUGCCUUGUUUCUAUACAUUUUUCUUUUGUCUUCUUUAAAAAUGAGAGAAAUUGAAAAGAAAAGCUUGCAAUUCGUAUUUUUGCUUGGACAAAGCUUCUUAGAUACUUGAAGACUUCUUCAUCAUCGUAUCAAUUCAUGAAUGUAAUUUACAAUCUAUAUCAAAAGUUACAAUGAAAUUAAAAUCUAGACAGCAAUUUUAUUUCUUUCAUUCAUUCAUUCAUUCGUGAAAUCGUAUAAUUGUAAUACUUUAUAAUCCUUAAGAAAGAAAGUAGUCUUAGACACAGUUAAAAACAUCUAUGAAUAAGCGGUUUAUAAAAAAACAAUGAUGAUAAGUAAAAGAAUGUAAACUUUAAGGAGAAAAAGAAGUUCAAAUUGAAGAUUUUAGGAGCUAUUCAUGAAUGACGUCAGAAUGAUGUUGAGAAAAAUGGGAUCAAAUAAAGUGGAAAUGAAAUUUCUAAUCUAUAAAAAUUUAAAUGCUUCUGGCGUCAUUUUACGACAACUCCCGGUUAUUCCUUCCUCAUGAUUGCACAAAAAUAAAUUGCCACUUGAAUAUCUGUAAUAAUAAUCAUUUUCCUCUCUUAUGACGAAUUAUAGAAAAUUUAUUUCUAGGGAAAAGAAAAUUGUAAAGAGAAAAACAAUAAAAUUGUGGAAAAUAUAAAAUAAAAGGUGGAAGAAUUUUCAGAAAUUCAUUUGAAAAAUAAAUGAAAUGACGAAUGCCAUAAAUGCUUUUGAGAUUCUUCGUCUAUUCCCCGGUAUUUAUCGCAUUUUUAAAAAAAUAUUUCAAAUCUUGUCUUUUGCUCUUAGAUAAUUCUUUUUUUGUCAGUUUUAAAAUUCAUUACUUAAUUCAUAAAUGAUGAUUGGAAAAUGUUUUCUUCUUUUAAUGCUUCCUAAGUUUCUUGUGAAGCUUUAAUUUAUAGAUUUGAUUGAACUUCAUCUGACAUUGAUGACACUCGUAUCGAUGUGUUGAAUGACGCCAAAGCAUGUGCAACAACAAUGACGUUUUAUUGAAGAUUGUAUUUGCGUAGGAUGAACGAUUACGACAAACAGAGCAAUAUUUUCUGCGAGUAACCAAACGAACCAUGUGCUUAUCACGAAGGUCAGAAAUGACGCACCUUGUCGCUCCUUCAUGUUUCCCCGAUGCAGACCUCUUAUUGUUAAUAUCAUCUUCCAAAAUGUAUUCAAUCUUUUUUGGUUUCAGCUGCUUCCGAUUCUUUCUGAUCUCGCAUUGAUCACGAUCAUGAUUCUUUGGCUCCAUAAUGACAGUAAUUUCAUUAUUGUUGGUAAGAAAUGCUGGCAAUGAAAACUUCUCAUCUCCAUUUCUAUCAUCGUUAGCCGAUUGUUGAACUUUCAUUCGUUUAUCGCCCUCAAUUGAUGAAAUUAAAUACAUUGAGUUGUUGUACAUUGUUUCGAAGAUUUCAUUAAUUUCUUGAACAAUUUUCAAUCGUUCACUAUCCGACAUGACACUUUCAUUCAAGUUUUUCAAAAAUAUCAUAUGUUGUUGCUUUAAGAACGUCAAUUGCUUUGUCAGAAGCUCAUUCACAUUCUCCUUAUCAUUAAAUGGUGACAUUUUGCGACGUCUUUUGAAACUAUCGAACGGAAGUCCAACAGUUUUCAUUGUGACCGCGGGAGGCGAAUGGUCAAUUGGUGACGUCGCUUUAAAUUUCUUUUUCUGCUGCUGCUGAUUUUCUUGCUGCUGUUCAUGUUGUUCUUGUUGUAUUCCAAUUGCUCCAUUUGUAUCUAUUCCAUCACGAUAUAAGUUGUUGAACGCGAUGUGAUUGCCUUUGAUGUUCAGAAUUCGGAUUUGCUCACCCCCCGCACUACGAAAAUCCUGAGCAACAGAGGCUGUAUUGCGACUAAGCGCUUGCAUUUGAAGUUACUGUGCAUCAAGUUGAUGUUGAGUGAGUUGAGCUUGAUCAUCAGCAAAAAAGUUACAUUUAUUGCACGCCUUUUUGUUAUGAACUUUAAAGAUGUGUGUCGUAAGUCUUUCAGAUCUUGCCGCUUUGUAAUCGCAAAGAAGACAUACAAAAGGCUUUGUAUGUGUGUUUAAAUGUCUUUUGAGUCCCCAAUUAUCAGCGCCACUCCAUGGACAAUAACAACACAUGAAACGUUUCUCGCCUUUUAUCUUAUUUGAUUUUCCCUGUGCCGAUGUCUUCUCAUUCUUUAUCGUGAUGGUUGAAUUUUGAUGUGUUGUUGCUGAGACAUUUGAUUGUCCACCACCACUUGUCGCGCCACUAUUCUGAACUACAUGCUCAAUAAUUGCUGUGCUAUGUUGAUGUGAAUUUCCACUCGUGUUUGUUUGAUUUUGAGAGAAAGUCGGGAUGUUGAUUGUGGUACCAACAAGCAAUUGCUGCGACUCUGUCGACUGUUGUUGCUGCUGUUGUUGCUG